Messenger RNA from Scatophagus argus, 7955 nucleotides. RefSeq names its product translocated promoter region a, nuclear basket protein (gene tpra). The coding region runs from base 126 to 7631 and encodes 2501 amino acids. Gene Ontology annotation, molecular function: structural constituent of nuclear pore. Lineage: Eukaryota; Metazoa; Chordata; Actinopteri; Scatophagidae. The record is from RefSeq and is a predicted model, not a curated record. Gene Ontology annotation, cellular component: nuclear pore. The transcript is spliced from 55 exons. Gene Ontology annotation, biological process: mRNA export from nucleus; protein import into nucleus.
UGAAAGUACUUUGUCACUUUCUUGACAAGUUCUCAUCGGGUUUGUGAACAACGGCAUGUAGUACGAAAUCAUCUUAGCAGAGUUUGGAGUCUGUUUACUAUUAUUUUAUUAGGGGAUAGGUGGAGAUGGCGGCUGUCCUGCUGCAGAUUCUGGAGCGGACGGAGUUGAAUAAACUCCCGAAAGGCGCCCAGAACAAGCUCGAGAAAUUUGUAACGGAGCUGCAGAAUGCUAACGAGGCGCUCAAGACGCAGCAUGAGCGGUUCAAAGCAGACAGUGAACAGCAGUACUUUGACAUUGACAAAAGACUGGCGGAGAGUCAGGAACAGAUCCUGUCUGCCACCAGAGACCUGCAGACACUCAAAGAGGAAAAUAAAAAACUCAAUGAAGAGCUGAGCGCUCUGAAGGGAAUAGAGGGAGAGACCUCUGAAGAGAAACCGCCACAGCAGCAAACCAAGGCCAAGUAUGAGAUUGAGGCAGAGAAGAGAGAGCUGGCACGGUUGCUAGAGAAGAGAACGCAGGAGGUGGAAAACCUUACUGAGGAUGUGAAGCGCCUGAAUGAGAAGCUGACCGAGACCAGCAAAGUCAAGAUGGAGCUGCAGUUAAAACUGGAUGAUAUACAGUCAUCUGAGGCUUCUGUGCAGCACCGCGAAAAGCGCAUGGAGCAGGAAAAGGAGUUACUGGAGAACAAAAUCGAGUGGUUAACUGCAGAACUGAAGGCCAAAACUGAAGAACUGUUGAGCACCAACAGAGAGAAAGGCAAAGAGAUACUGGAGCUUCAGGGCAGCUUGAAGAACAGCAAGGAGCUGGUGACCAGACUGGAAAGUCAGCUCGCUUCUCUGAAGGAAACCAGUGAAAGUCAGAAUAAAAGAGCUGAAGACCUCAACAACAAACUGAAACAGGCUAAAGACGAGCAGAGUGCCAUGGAGGAGAAAUACCGCAAUGAGCUCAACGCUCAUGUCAAGCUGUCUUCACUGUAUAAGGGGGCAGCAACAGACAUGGAGAACAAGAACCAAGAACUGAGCAGAGCAGUGGAAGAGCUCAGCAAGCUGGUUAAAGACACUGGAGAAGCCAACAAGGCUCUAGAAAAGAAGGUGUCGGAGGGAGAGGAACUAAAGACCCGGUUUGAGGCAGAGCUUCGCGAAAAGAUCAAGAAAAUGGAAAAAGAGCUGGAAAAUGCCACAGUGAAGGCUGCUGCCAAACACUGCUGUGUGCCGCCUCUGACUGAAGAGCAGUUGGACUCCAUGUGUCCAUCAGCAGCUGCCAUCGCUGCCAUCGUCAAGCCUGGCAUGAAGUUCUUUGAUCUGUAUAAUGCGUACGCCGAGUGUCAGACACAGCUUCAGCUCGAGAAGCAGGAGACCAGGAGAGUGAGCAGAGUGCUGGAUGAGAUCGUCCAGGAGGUCGAGUCCAAGGCUCCUGUCCUCAAACGUCAGAGGGAGGAGUACGAAAGCAUGCAGAGGUCCAUGGCCUCCCUGUGCAACAAGCUGGAACAGGCUCGAACGGAGAUCUACAAUUUACAGAAAGAGAAAGAAGAGGCCAAGCAGCGCUGUGAAAGCUUGGAGAGAGAAAAACUGAGGACAGAGAGACAACUAGAGGAUACAUCUACACAGCUCUGUGCUCUUCUGGUGGAGCUGGAGGAAACCCGAGGUAAUCGAGUGACCAAGGACGAUGGCAGCUCUGCCAACAUUUCAAGCACCUCUGAGGUCACCAGCCCACGCCAGCUGUGCUUCCGCAGCGUGGAGGAGCUACAGAGGCAGAACCAAAGCCUGCUGGGAAGGCUGAGGGAGUUGGAGGAGGAGAAAGACAGACAGCAGAGCAACAUAACAUCAGCACGUGUGUCAGAGUUGGAGGCCAGUGUGGAUAAGCUUCAGAAGGAGUUGGAGCAGCUGAGAGAGCAGAGGAACCAACAGAAACAGCUGGCUGACUCCAGCGCCAGACAGCGAGACAUGUACAAGGUCCUGCUGACACAGAGCACGGGAUUCAGCCUGCCGCCUCAAGGUCCAGAUUCUUCAUUGCACCCCGCACCUGUCAGGCCCUCAAUCCCAGCUACUCGCUCUACUCCUCAGAGAGCUGCUGCUGCUGAGUCAGCGCAGGCUGCUCAGGCUAAAGCUGCUUUAAAACAGCUGAAUGAUGCCUUUACCCUCUACAAGAAGGAGAAGGCAGAGAAUGACAGGAUGUUGAACGAAACAAACGACAAGCUCCAGAAGCAGCUGACAGAGCUCCGUUCCAGCCACGCCAAGCUCACCUCUCAGCUAGAGUUCAGCGACAAGAGGUACGAGAUGCUCCAGGAGACUGUAUCAGCUUACCGCAGAGAGAUCUCUGCCCUACAGGACAGGAGCCAGAAAAUGGCUGCAGCGGCCCAGCGCUAUGAGCACGUCAUCCACACAAUGAGCCAGGACCUGCGACAAGCCAAUGAGAAACUGGCGCUUGAAGAGGUGCGUGUAGAGAACUUGACUAAAGAGAGAGACAUGUUAAGACAAGCAGAGAGUCGAUUCAGUCGAGAGAAGGAGGCCAUGCUGGCUGAGCAACGUAACCAGAACCUGCUGCUCACCAACCUCAAGACAAUACAGCUGACUAUGGAGCGCACAGACACAGACACUCGCCAGCGGCUGAACAACAAGAUAGAGCAUCUGGAGGCAGAACUGGCUUCAAUGAAGACUAGGCUGGACCAGGAAGUAGCACAGAGACACAGCCUUGGCCGCAGCAUGGACGCUCAGUUACUAGAAGCUAAGAAACAGCUGGAGACCCAGAACACUUUGCAGCAGAAGACCAGGGAGUUGUUACGCACCUCUGAACAACAGGUGGCAGCUCUAAAAACCCAGCUAGCUUCCACUUCAUCUUCCGAGGUUGUUACGACCACCCCAGUUACCCGAGCUGCAAGCCUCAGAGCGCCACUUAGAGUUCGCUCUCCGCUGCCAGCAGCUUCCCAGCAGCCUAGCCAAUCAGAGCAGGAGCUCGUAGAGGUGAAAGGUCUCCUGCGUACUGCUGAGGAACAAAACGGUGAACUAACAGAGCAGCUAAAGAAUGCUAAUGUUAGUGUGGAGCAGUACAGGGCUGUGGUACUGACUCUGGAAGACAGCCUGAAGAAAGAAAAGGAGUCUCGCUCCCCUCUGGAGAUCCGGCUGAAGGAAUCCGAGGAGAUGCAAAAGCAGCUGGAGAAGAGGAUUUUAGAGGUGGAGAAAAUGAAGCAGCAGGAGCAGGAAGAAGGGAGAAAGGCUCUAGAUGCAGUGGAAAAACAACUGUGUGAGCUGCACCGCAAUUUGAAGACCAGCCAGGCAGAGCAGCAGGAGGCGCUGGAGAGAGCUGCUGCUGCUGUUGCACUGGAGCAGAAGGCCAUGCAGGACAGCCUGUUGCAGACAAAGUUAGCCGCAGAGGCGCAAGCGAAGUAUGAACGGGAGCUAAUGCUUCAUGCUGCUGAUGUGGAGGCCCUGCAGGAGCUGAAGAAGAAAUCCCAGCAAGAAGCAGCACAGAAGAGGGAGUUAGAGGAGCAACUAAACAAGACCACGUCCCUCCUGCAGGAGAAAACUGCAGCCUGGAACACAGUGGAGAGACAGCAGAAGGAGGAUCUGUCCAACAAGAGUCGUCACUGUGCAGAGCUGGAGAAGCAGAAUGCGCUCCUUCACCAACAGAUGGAUGAGAUGGCCUCCAGGAGUCGUCAGGUGCAACAGCAGCAGCCGCAGCUUGACCUGUCGUUCAGCGAGGAAGGGAAGACCACUGAACAGAUACUAGAAAUACUCAGGUUUGUACGGCGUGAGAAAGAGAUCGCUGUGGCUCGAUGUGAGGCGUCCGAGGAAGAAGCCCUUCGCCACAAACAGCGAGUGCAACACCAAGACAGAGAAGUGAAGGAGCUACAGGAAGCUCUGAACGCUGCAAGGGAGAAAGUGCAGGUCACACUGAAGACUCUGGCCCAACAAGAGGAACAGCUGAAGAAGAUAGACACUAUCAGUGCUCUCCAAGAAACCAACAGGAUGCUGAAAGUAGACCAAGACAACCUGGAACAAGACCUGCAGCAGGCUCAGGCUAAAGUUACGAAGCUCCAGUCAGACAUCAAUCCACUACAUCAGUCUUUGUCUCAGCUUUCAGAGAAAAAUUGCUCGUUGCAGGCUGAUAAGAGGAUACUGGAAGAAGACGUCAAACGUUUGAAAGCUAAAAUACAGCAACUGAUUAGCCAACAGAAAGACGGCGAUGUUGAGGAGAGACAGAAAAUUGCCACUGAGAGAGAAGCCCAGCAGAGGCGCAUCGCACAGCUAGUUGAAGAGACAGCCAAGCUGAAGACUGAGCUGGCAAGAUCCAGUGCCAGCAGUAACUCAGCUCAGUCUCAGCUGCAAGCCCUCAGAGACUCUGUGGCCAGUCUGACAUCUGAGAGAGACACUCUGAAGAAAGACAUGGAAACCAAAAUCAAUGACAUCCAGGAGAAAAACAAGACCAUCACUCAGGUCAAGAAGAUUGGUAGACGCUACAAGUCUCAAUAUGAGGAGCUCAAAGCCCAGCAUGACAAGCUGGUUGAGGAAACAGCUGGUAAAGCAGGAAGUGAGGCAAGUUCAAGUGAAGAGGUGCAGCACGAGCUGACCAAAGCCCAGGAGGAGCUCAACAAGGCCAGAGAGGAGCUGAACACACUGAAAGAGGAGGUGAAGACCAAACAGGAGGAGGUCCAGAAGUCCCAAAAAGAGCUGGAGGAGGCCCAGAAGGAAAACCAACAGACCAAGGAAAAGUUCCAGGAGGUCCAAUCCCAGCUUUCUCAGACCCAAACUCAGCUGCAACAAAAUCAGAACCAGCUGACCCAGAGUCAGAAAGAGCUUCAGCAAGCAAAGUCCCUCACUCAGCAGGCGCAGAACCAAUUAAAAUCAGUACAGUCUCAAGCUCAGGCCCGUCAGAACCAGAUUCAGCAGAUCCAGAGGGAGCUCCAGCAGGCUAAAGAGGCUCUUCAGCAGAACCUCGCUAAUCAGAAAGAGCUACAGCAGACCCACCAAAGCAGUCAGCAGAGCCACAACCAGGAAGUCACCAACCUCAAGACUGCUCUCAGCCAAGCAGAGAGCAAGGUGACUGAGCUUCAAGGCCAACUGGACAGCCUGCAGAAGUUGGCUGGAGAGCGUGAGGCAGACAUCAAGCGUCUACAGGAGCAGCUAACUGAAGCUAACAAGGCUAUUGAGGCUAGCCAAGCCACACAGGCCAACACGAGUUCUCAGUCCAUCCAGGCCAGUGAUGCUAACCAGGCACAACAAGAGGAACUAGCAAGACUCCGGCAAGAGCUGUCUGAGGGAAAGAACAGAGAGGAGCAGCUCAGGCAGCAGAUGGCUGAGAAAGAGGAAAAGACCAAGAAGGUCUUCAUGGGAGCCAAGACCAAAAUCAACCAACUAAACAGCGCCAAGGAGCAGCUUACUCAGGAGAUAGAAGAGCUGAAACAGAGUAAGGAGGAACUGGAGGUGAGAAUGAAUGCCCUGAAGUCUCAGUAUGAAGGACGACUUCUUCGCUUGGACAGAGAGCUGAGAGAACUGAGAGAGACACAAGCACACUCUGACCCCAGAGAGGAACCGCAGGACCAGAGCGGAGCUAAGAUGGGUGAUCAGGCCAGAUCUGCAGAGCAGAGACAGAUAUCCUUGAAGAAUACUCCCCAAGACAGGGGAAGCAACUCCAGCCUGUCUGACCCUCCCACUGCCAACAUCCGCCCUACCCCAAGUACUUCAUCUCCUAGCAACAAGCCAAGCCCCUCCUCCGGUAGCAAGGCAACACCCCGUGCCAGCAUCCGGCCUAUGGUUACCCCAGCAACUGUCCCCAUCCCGACGCCUACCGCCACUGUCAUGCCAACCACACAAACUGACAGCCAAGAGGUGCUGAUGACUGCAGGAGCCCCUGUACACUCUACUAGCUCCAGUCUGGUGAACACACCCACAUCAAUAAGCCAGGCUACAGCAUUUGUCCAGCCCACACAGCAGCAGGCAGCAAAUCAAGAUGCAGGCCCCAGUAUGGAGGCAGAGCGGCCAUCUACAUCCUCCUCUCUGAUUGGAGCCGCAGGUUCAAAGCGAGGCAGAGAGGAGGAGGAGGGGGAGGAAGAGGAGGAGAGCAGACCAGAGAGUUCACACACACCUCCGAUCACUAAGAAACUCAGACUAAAACCAUCAAUAGCACUGCAGAUGGAAGGAGACGAAGACAUUGAAGGAGAGCUCAGGGAUGAGGGAGAACAACAGGAUUCACCUGAUGACAGUCAGGAGCUUCCAGAGGAGAGUUUCCCUGUCUUAGCUGAAGAUGAUGAAGACAUCGAGGAUGAAGGCGUCUCUCAGUCUGUCCCCUGUGAUCAGAUGUCCGCUCAGGGCCCUGCUAUAGUUCGGGACGUCAUUGUGAUCGAGACGGACAGUGACAGCCGUGAGAGCAAAGAUGGGGCAGAGAAGCAGGAGGAAGGUGAAGAGGAGGAAGAGGAGGAGGAGGAGGAGGAAGAAGAUGAGGAGUAUAAGGAGGAAGAGGAGGAUGAUGAAGAUGAGGAUGAUGCUGGUGACAGCGGAAUGAGGGGAGGAGAGGAGAGUAAUGAAGCGAGCAGGGGUGCAGAAGAAGAGGGAGGGGAAGAGGAGCCAUCGGAAGCCCCCAGCUCUGAGGAGAACGUGUGUGGAGCCUCUUCAGAUUCCCAGCGUCCCUCUGAGGCGUCACACAGCAGUGAAGCCAGCAGUGGUGCCACGUCAGAGUGCGACCCCCCCAGAGAUCCCAUCCACCUUGCCCCGACCCCGUCCUCCUCUGCACCCUCCCCAUCCUCCCUCUCCUCCCUCACACCCCGCCUGCCCCACCCACGUAGGCCCCCACACCCACUCCCACCGCGGCUCUACAUCCAACCUACAGCUCCGGAGCUGGGACCCCCGCACACACAGAGACAGCCCUCUCAGCUGCGCAGACCAUCCGUAGGACGAGGACCCCAACUAACCCCUGGAAUAGGCAGCAUGCAACAUUUCUUUGAUGACGAUGACAGAAUGGUUCCCAGUACUCCCACUCUGGUAGUCCCACACCGCACUGAUGGCUUUGCUGAGGCGAUACAUUCUCCUCAGGUAGCAGGUCUGUCCACCAGGUUUAGGUUUGGACCUCCAGAGGACCUGCUGCCUCCGACGUCAGCCUCACACUCUGACCUGGGACAGUUGGCCUCUCAAGGAGGUCUGGGGAUGUAUGAGUCUCCCCUGUUCCUGGCUGCUCAUGAUGAAGACGGAGGAGGAAGGAGUGUCCCCACCACACCUUUACAAGUGGCUGCACCAGUCACGGUCUUCACAGAGUCUUUACCCUCAGACAGUGGUGACAACAUGGCAUCCCAGUCGGUUCCCAUGGUAACCGCCUCCACUACUAUGACUUCUGCUGCAGAUGAUGGCGACGAAGUCUUCAUGGAGCAGGAAGGAGAGGGUCCUGGUAUGGAGUCCUCUUUGGAGAGCCAAACAGACAUGGAGUCAUCAGGACAGCAAAGUGAUGAUGGAUCACUGCCAUCUACCAGCCAAGACCCUGACACCAGCAGCGCUCUUCAGCGGCGCACAGUGACUAGUCAGCCUCUGAUCGGCAGCCUGUCAAGCAGAGGAACCAGAGGAGGCAGGGGGACCCUACUUAGCCGCAGAGGAACUUUCUCCCGAGCAGGAAGGGGAGGAGCCGUGGGCAGAGGGGGCUUCGCCUAAUUAUAAUGUCACGGGUGGCAUUUCUCAGUCAUCUCACCCAACGAGGAAAUAACAAGAUGACACUUAGUUCCACACAUUGUUUCUAGCAGAAUGUUGAGACACUCAGUAUGUCAGUAAAUAUCCUGUCUGAUCAAAAUCUAUAAUCGCACUAUUACAGGGAGAGAUUUGUUAUGUUUCUGGUCCUUUGUCUGAUAUACACAUUGAUUGUCAAAUCCAGUCAGCUUUUAGUUGUUUUGUAAUUUUGUUAGUAUCUUUAUUCCACUCUGUGUUUGGGUUGUUAUUACACUUGUUUUAAUAAUAAAGUCGAAUAAUGAUAGAAUGAUA